GUCUCUAGUGUUGUUUCUCAUUUUUUCUUUCUUGUGGAAAAAAGAAGCCACUAGUCUUGUUCCAAUGCAGAGACAAUAAGCACUCCGCUUACCAAUAAAUACGUCGUCUUAUUUCUUUUCUUAAAAACCCUCUUUCAGUCUAAGAUGUUAACCUCCUGUUUUGGGAGCUGCUUUGGUGGGGGAGAUGGUGAUGGUCUGCUAUGGCACAUGGACUUGAACCCACAUGCUACCGGUGACUAUUCUGUUGCUGUAGUUCAGGCCAAUUCCUUGCUUGAAGAUCAAGGUCAAGUUUUUACAACCCCUUGUGCUACUUAUGUGGGUGUUUAUGAUGGUCACGGUGGCCCUCAAGCUUCUCGCUUCAUCAACAACAAUCUCUUCCCUCAACUCCAAAAGCUUGCAUUGGAAGAAGGAGGAUUGUCUGAGGACGUGAUCAGGAAAGCAUUUGAUGCCAUUGAGGAGGGAUUCUUGCAUUUGGUGAAACAGUCUUGGCUGGAUCAACCUCAGAUUGCAUCUGCGGGGUCUUGUUGUCUAUUUGGAGCAAUUUCAAAAGAUAAAUUGUAUGUGGCAAAUCUUGGGGACUCCAGGGCAGUGCUUGGCAGGAGAGCAGAGACUGGCCAGACGGGUGAUUCAGCAGUAGUUGUGGCAGAACGUUUGUCUAUAGAUCAUAAUGUUGGGGUUGAGGAGGUAAGGAAGGAGGUAGAGGCACUGCAUCCAGAUGAUUCUCACGUUGUGGUCUACACUCGAGGGGUUUGGAGAAUCAAGGGUAUAAUUCAGGUUUCUAGAUCAAUUGGUGAUGUCUAUCUGAAGAAACCUGAGUUUAGCAGAGAUCCUCUCUUCAUACAAUAUGGAUAUCCUAUUCCUUUAAAAAGAGCUGUAAUGUCAGCAGAGCCCUCUAUAUUAAUCCGGAAGAUAAGACCAGAAGACUUAUUUUUGAUAUUUGCAUCGGAUGGACUAUGGGAUCAAUUAAGUGAUGAAGAAGCUGUGGACAUUGUUUUAAAGAAUCCUAGAACUGGAAUUGCAAAACGAUUAGUGAGAGCUGCCCUUGAGGGGGCUGCAGAGAAGAAAGAAAUGAGAUACGAGGACAUCAAACGACUAGAGAAGGGGGAAAGGCGGCAUAUUCACGAUGAUAUCACAGUUAUUGUGAUAUAUUUGGAUCGUCCUGAAAGGUCCACAAAUUCUGGAUUGAACAUUGUUAAGGGGACGAAUGUUCCUCUUGACAUAUACUCCUUGAACUCAGGUCAUCAAGGAGAGAACACAUCUUCUGUUUCCCCAUGAAUAGUGUCUAGUACAUGUAUAUGCUAUAUAUACCAUCUUGUGAAUUCGUCAUCUUAGACUUGGAGAGUUUCUUUAUAUACUUUUAGAUAACAAUCAGAAGGACCAACUAUGUACAUAUACCUUGAUGUACAUGUACCUUCUGUAUUGGUGUUGAUAGACAGGUGAUGACAAACCAGCUUGGACUUUCACUUCUGUUUUUGACACUUCCGCUUAAAGCGUUGUUUAUUUGUAUCUUAUUAUAGUUUCCUGGCAAUUGUACUACAACUUGAUGGUGAAAGUUUAUAUGUGAAAUGAAAUUACAGUUU
Molecule: messenger RNA, 1580 nt
Organism: Solanum dulcamara
Lineage: Eukaryota; Viridiplantae; Streptophyta; Magnoliopsida; Solanales; Solanaceae
Product: probable protein phosphatase 2C 78
Exons: 4
Coding region: 145-1275 (376 amino acids)
Biological process (GO): protein dephosphorylation
Molecular function (GO): protein serine/threonine phosphatase activity; cation binding
Source: RefSeq, a predicted model, not a curated record